AUGAUGUUAUAUAGCCGUGAGCGUCACACACAGUCCCGCUCCAGAUUUUAACAUCCGUUUGUUACAUUUACCUAAAUGCUCGUAGUUUACUUGGCCAGCGAGGAAACAACACUGACAAGCGACCGAAGGGAAAAAAGUAGUAAAACUUUGUUUUCUGCGCGCGUGCAAUCUGACUUCAGGUGGAAAAAGAGAAAGACGCCCGUCUUUUAAAGUCAGAUUUUGGGCAGAAUACUGUCCUGUGGGAUGGAUGACACCCAAGAAAAUGACUACGAAGAGCGUCUAAAAGAAGUUUUUAACAGUUUCAAUACCAGUGGAACUGGAUGUCUGUACCUGGAAGAGGUUUCUGACCUUUGCCAGUCUCUACACCUGGGUGAUGCCACACCAGACCUUCUCCAUGCACUCCUGCAAAACCAGGACCCCCUCACUGCCAGGGUCGACUUUGAACAGUUUAAAAAUGCAUUGAUUCUGGUUUUGUCAGCAACCAUUGAGUCAUCUCAGACAGAACAGGAGACAUUGCCUAAACCAGAGACGUCAGAGAUCCAACCAAAGUUUGUAAAUGGCCGUAAGCAUUACGGCCGCCGCUCUACCCCAGAGUUCAUAGAGCCCAUUUCAGAUUUCUGUGAAAUUGCCCAUGAAAAGCUCACAGAGGACGGAGAUCAGGAGGACAACGAUGACUCUGCUGUUCCCAGGAAGCGUGAGCGUUGGAAUGCUCAUGAUACGAGCUCAGAAGAGUUUGAGGCAGAAGGCCAGAUGCAGCUCUGGAACCCUGAUGAGCCAAGCACCCCUCAAGGAUCUAUCAUUACUUUGUCAGGCUGCUUGGAGGAAAGGAUUUCUGAGGCCUGUGAAGAGUUGGGGAUAGUGUGGGAGGGAUGUGCCAGUCAAACUGAGCUGCGUGCUCUUUGUCAACACUUGGAUCUGGAGAUAAAAGGAGAUUUGCUUCAGAGUUUGAGUGACAGCGGAGUCAUGAAUGUUCAGGAGUUUGUUUCCAGGCUCGUGAACCACAACAAACCUCCCACGCCAUCUGCCUCUACGCCCUACAGACAACUUAAACGCCACCAUUCCACACAGCCCUUUGAUGAGGGAGGCCGGAGGCUAACCACCCCAGCUGCUAUGACCAGCACCAUUGGCUUGCGUCUCUUCUCCACUCUCGAUGAUGGCACUGGUUACACAGCAGUGGAAUGCAUCUUGGAUGCCUGGAUGGAAGAGGGUAUUGAAAAUUGCACUGAGAUCCUGCAGGCUUUGAAUUUCAACAUAAAUGGAAAAGUGAGUCUUGGUGAUCUCACCAUGGCACUUGAAAAUGAGCUGCUCCUUACCAAGAAUGGGAUUCACCAAGCAGCACUAGUCAGCUUCAAAGCUGAGAUCAGGCAUCUGCUAGAACGUGUAGACCGAGAGCUUGGGGAGAAGGAGAAAAUCCGGUCUGACCUGGAAAAAGCAGAGAAGCUGAAAACUCAGCUUGCGGCUGAGGUGGAUGAGCAUCACUCUGCUAUCGAACAGAUGAACAACCUCAAUAUCAGAAAGCUUGAACAAGACCACAAAGACAAGCGUGCUGCUAUAAGGUCUGAGCUAAUGAAGGAAAUGGACCAGAUCCAGCAGCAGGCUGGACUGCAGCGUGAGGAACUGGAGGCAGAGAUCGAGAAGAUCAGGGAGGAUGAAUCUUUCCUCAGGGACCAUCUGUCCAUUUCUGUUAAGGAAAAUAGGCGCCUUGAAACAGAGUUGCUGGACAGCACAGAAAAGUUAUUGCAGGCACAAAACCAAAUUGAAAAACUCCAGUCAACUUUGGAUAAUAUUAUGAAGGAACGGUUUGGAGACUUGGACCCUGGCAGCGCUGACUUCUUCUUUCAAGAGGAUCGUAUUAAACAGCUGCGAAGCAGCUAUGAAGCCCAGUGCAGGGAACUGCAAGAUCGUAUUGAUGAACUGCAGUCAGAGUUGCAAGAUUUCCACGUUCUUGGUCGAAGUCAUCAGCCCUGCCACAAACCUCUCUCAGAAGAUUUGGAGAGUCAAAGCCCUGGCAUGGAGUCUGACCAAGGCAUUGGCUCAGAAGAGGUGCAGCCAUUCAGCAUGAGCUUAGAGGUGGAGAUGAUGUUGGAGCAGCUGAAAGAACAGCACUUUCAAGAAAAGGAGGAAUUACAAAGACUGCUGGAAACCAAGAUCACUGAAUUUAAUGAGACACUAGAAAAGCAGAGGGAGGCCCAUGAAGGUCACACAGUUGCUUUAACGCUCCAACACGAGCAAGAGGUCCAGACUUUGAGAGAGAGGAUGGCCACUUUUGAAAGCCACGCAGAAGCACUCCAGAGCCAGCUUGAGCAGGCGGACCUGGAGCGGGCCAGUCUGGAACAGAAGCAGGCUGAGGAGAAGGAAGAGCUCAAAAAACGGCAAGAAAAUGAACUCGAAUCCCUCAAGAGGGAGCUACUGGGAACCAACACUUCCAUUGCAGACCUCCAACAGCAGCUUAAGACCUUUGAAGUUCAGGAAAUUGAGACUGCUAAAAAUCAUACCUAUGAGAUUGAGAAACUGAGGGAAGCGCAUGCUGUGGAGAUUAAAGAACUUGAGGGAAAAUAUGUGAAGCUGCUAGAGGUCAGACUGGAAGAAGAGAGAAAGAAACUUCAGGAUGAGAGGUCUGAGUUGGAGAUUAGAUCUUCAGCUAAAUGUGAAAGGGAGAAGGAACUUUUAAAACACAAUUAUGAGGAACAACUGAAGGCACGGCUAGAGGAGGCGAGAUUGACGUAUGAGGAAGAACGCAAUGAAAUGAUAAUGAGACUGACAGAGCAGUGGCAGAAAGAGAGAGCUCAGCUGGACGAGCAGCACAGCGAGUCUCUGCAGGUUCUCCUGGAGGAUGAGAUGUUGGCACUUGUCAGAGAACACGAAAAGAAGGAGAGCAAGCUUAGAGACGAGUGGGAGAUCGAACGAGCUGAGCUUCAGAAGCACCAGGAGGAGGCUUUACUCAGAGUAGCUGAAGAAAGAUCGCAGUUAUAUGAGAAUUGGGAGCACAGGAGUAAAAGCCUAAAGGAGGAGUGGCAAAGGGAAAAACUGCAGCUGGAGGAGGAUUAUGAAGGGAUGCUUCAGGAUAGGCUGAUGGAGGAAAGGGAGAAGUUUGACGCUGAGAAAGAAGAACUGGAGAAGAUGCUAAAAUGCUUAAUGGAAGUGCAGAGGGCUGAGCUGGAGGAGCGCCAUGGAGACGUGAUACAGGGGCUGACUGCCAGGCACACUAAGGAGAGGGAGGCACUGAGCAGGCUGCUGGACAAACUGCGAGAUGAAGUUGCUCAGGAGAGAUCUGAGGCCAGCCACCUUGCUGAAGAAAACCACAACCUCAGACAAAAGAUCAACAUGCUGAAGGAAGAGGAUUUAAAGGAAGCAAGGGCACAACUGCUGCAAACAUUGGAACAUCUAAAAACUGAGAAAACAGCAGCUGAAACAUUGGCAAACAAGUUCAAUAAGGAGAUUUCAGAGCUGCGUUUGAGGAGCCAGCAACUUGAGGACGAGAAUGAGAGGCUGUCAGAAGAAAACAUCCAAAAUGUCGCUGACAGGAACAAACUGAAACAACAGCUGGCAGAGUUGACAAAGGAGAAAAAUAGGAGAGAGGCGUUCCCAGCUGAGGAGAAAACUAAGCUGGCAGCUUGUGUGUCAUCUCUGGAGUUGACCAAAGCUCUGGAGGAGGGUGUCCUGCUUGAGGAAAGAAACACACAGCUAAUGCAGCAGCUCUCUAACCUCAGAGAAAAGGUAUUGAAGAUGGACUCUCUGGAGAGUCAUAUUGGUCAACUGUUGGAAGAGCAGAAGAACACAAAUAAGGAGACCCAGCUCCUCCGCAACCAACUAGCCAAAGCUCAAGAGAGGAACUGUGUCAUGGAGAGAGCCUUGCACUCAAGUGGUUUCCAGAAUCCAAGUAAGAAGUGGUACAGGGAUGAGAUGUCUCUGUUGGAAAAGGAGCAGCAGCUACUGAGGCAGGAAAAUGAGAGACUUCUGGCAGAGGUGUGCAGCAUUAAAGGAGAGCUUGUUCAUUCCAGAGAGAAGGUUCGGCACCUUGAUGCUACCAUCCUGUCCCUCAAACAGCAAAAGCAACAGAGUCAGUCUUGUUUGCUGAAGGCUUUGGAACAGGAAAAUGCUUCUCUGAAGCAGGAACUACAGGCUCAGAAGGAGCUGACCAGGGGCUGUGAAGCUCAGGCAGGACAUACAGAGCUUGAGAGUCUUCAGCUGGAAAAUGAGACACUGAAGUCCCAAAUGGCUCGGAUGUCUACACAGCUGAUAGAGUCAUUUCAAGUUCAGCUGGCUGGACUUCUGCCACCAUCACCUCACAGAAUGCCCAGAGGACAACAUCGUGGAGAAGAUCUGGACAACAUCCAGGGGGCGAUGCCAGAGCAGCGAGCAGCUCACGCAGACAGCUACCGGCGCAUCGGUGGAUUGUAACAGCACCUUUCCUGCUCUCCACUUUAACCUCUGUUCUUCUGAGACUGCUUUCCUCUGCUCUGCGCUUCUCAUGCUGUGCUUCAUGCACACGGUGCAACUUUUUCUGGGUCUUUAAAGGAGACUGAGUGCACACUCAGCUUGAGUUUGACUGAUACAAAAGGCAUGAAGGUGUAAUUGUAACUAACUGCUGCUAGGAGGCAGAAGCGCACAGAGAAGGAUCCUGAUGGUUUCCCCAGUGGGAUAAUCACCAUUGUAACAUUAUCAUCAUAAUACUGAUCUACCAGACGCACCACCUAGUGGAUUCGUCAUCUACAUGCUUUAGUUUUGCUGCAAAGUUUUAGAAGCAUUCAGUCUCUUCAUGUUAUCUGUGCAGUAAAGCUGUUUUGUGGUUUGAUUAGCUGUCUUUAUUACGGGGAUGUAUGUAGUUGUGUGUUUGUUUGAAAGUGAGUUUAUAAAGCUUGAAGCGAAAUCAGUUUUUCUUAUGAUUCCUGAGGAGUGUCAAGUUGAAACGAGGUUGGUGCCUAACAGCCUUCUGAGCCUUUUUUCCUCACUAGCUGCUGUGUGUUUCUGGAGAAUUGUCGACGACUAAACGGAGUGUCCCAUGUUGUUUUUCCUGUGUGUCUUACAUUUUUACACUAAAUGUAGGUAAACUUUUCUUUAAAUUCGUCAGCCCAUGUUCAUGUUGUAUUUGUGGUCUGGGACUGUCUGUUAUCUGUGCUGCUGCUGCACAACCAAAAUGAAUCGUGUCUUUCUGGCAUGUAUGGAUGUUUUUCUUGUAGUGGGUUCCUACUGUUGUUUUUAUUUAUUUAUUUUUGUUUUAAGCAGCUUAUCUUUUGAUUGUUUGUGGUCUUUAUAAAACCCACAAGAAUGGUUAAUGUUCUAAUCAUGUUUUGUCAAUAGUAAUAUAUUUGUUUUUAAUGAUAUCAGGGUAAAAUAUUUUUUAUUUAUUUCAAUAGAAUGAUGCUAGGGUUCAUUUUAUUUAUGGUUAUUUAUUUUUAUACAGUGUCCUCUCCUAAAAUGUUCUAGACAUUUAAUAAAGCACCUGGAUGACAAACA
This is a messenger RNA of Thalassophryne amazonica, 5457 nucleotides long. RefSeq names its product ninein (GSK3B interacting protein) (gene nin). Bases 244 to 4401 code for a protein of 1385 amino acids. Gene Ontology annotation, molecular function: calcium ion binding. The record is from RefSeq and is a predicted model, not a curated record. Gene Ontology annotation, cellular component: ciliary transition fiber; mitotic spindle pole; centriole. Gene Ontology annotation, biological process: centrosome localization; microtubule anchoring at centrosome; centrosome-templated microtubule nucleation. The transcript has 26 exons. Lineage: Eukaryota; Metazoa; Chordata; Actinopteri; Batrachoidiformes; Batrachoididae.